Molecule: messenger RNA, 2563 nt
Organism: Microdochium trichocladiopsis
Lineage: Eukaryota; Fungi; Ascomycota; Sordariomycetes; Xylariales; Microdochiaceae
Exons: 2
Coding region: 88-2259 (723 amino acids)
Molecular function (GO): UDP-glycosyltransferase activity
Source: RefSeq, a predicted model, not a curated record
CUUUAUUCAGACGACAGGGACUCCCUGCUUCAUACGGCUUACACUCGAACUCUAUAGCCGUUCUUUGAUGAGCUACAACCGACCACCAUGGCUCCCAUAAUCCGCGACGCAGGCGGGCUCUCUGGCGCGGGCACCACGAUUCUGAUAGUCGUCGGCACUGGCGGCUUUACUCAUGCUGCCCCGAUGCUCGAAAUCGGCCGCAUCCUCGCCCAGCGCGGGCACAGGAUCGAGUUUGCGACACACCAAGGCCAGGAGCGGUGGCUCACGUCCCCCAACCCCCGGGAGCAGGACAGCAAGUACAGCUUCAUCUCGCAGGUCCACCUGAUGGGCCCGGGGAUGGACGUGGCCACCGAGGUCGAGCACUACAUGCAGAUGCAAGAGUCGGACGCGCGGGUCGACUACCGGGCCUACGCGGCGCCCAAGCUGCGCGUCGACGCCUUCUGGGAAUCCGACUACGCCGCGCUGUGCCGGAUCAUCACCAGCGGCAGCGGCAGCACCACCAAGGGAACCACCACCACUACCCACCACCACCACCGCCCGGACCUGAUCCUUGCCGACUUCUUCGUCGACAUGGCGGCCCGGGACAUCCAGCGGCAGUUCGACAUCCCGCUGGCCAGCAUGUGGCCGCAGAUGCCGUACGGCGUCCUCGCCGGGGUGCCGUACAUCCCCGGGCCUCCGGGCCUGCAGAUCGACGCGCUGACGAGCGAGCACGCGACCCUGUGGACGCGGGUGCGCGCCGCGCUGAGGCCGUUCCGCGCGCUGCCGACCAUGCUCACGUACCUCGGGUUUCUCCGGAGCAUGCGCCUGCGCGCCGGGGUUAGCUAUCUGCUACCUUUCACGAGCAAGCCGAACCAUCUGGUGCUGGUCAACUCGUUCUGGGGGCUCGAGACGCCCAGGGACCUGCCGCCGCUGGUGGUGCCCGUGGGGCCGGUGCUGGCGGACAGCUACGAGGAUGUCGAGGGCGAGCUGGGGGCGUUCCUGGAGAGGAAGAAGAGGGUGCUGUACGUCUCGUUUGGGACGCAUGUGAUGGUGCAGUAUCGGGACUUGGAAAAGCUGCUGCUUGCGAUGCUGGUGCUGUUGCUGCCAGUGGAUACGCCGGGGCUGUUUCUGGGAGAAGGAGACGGGAAGGGAACGGCGAUGGGGAUGGGGGCAAGGCAGACGCGGUAUCGCGAACCGGAUCCCGAGGUGGUGUAUCGCGAGUCUCUGUCCCGCCUGUCGUCUACUUCGUCACCAUCAUCAGCACCAUCUGGUAUCAUCGACGGGGUAGUCUGGGCCAUGACCCCAGCCCAGACCAAACUCUUCUACAGCAACCGGCCCCCUCCCGUCAACGACGCACAACGCCGCCUCCACGAGCAGCAAGACCUGCUCCUGUCCCGGAUCCUCGCCAACGCCCACCCGCAGUGGCACGUCGUGCCCUUUGCCCCGCAGCGCGGCGUCCUCGCCCACCGCCACACGAAGCUGUUCCUGACCCACGGCGGCGCCAGUAGCGUGCAGGAGUCCAUCUUCCACGGCACGCCGAUGGUGUGCCUGGGCUACUUCUUCGACCAGCCGCUCAACGCGCUGCGGAUCAGGGAGGCCGGGGUCGGGGAGGGCCUGGACAAGGCGGACUUUUCGGCGGGCGAGGUUGUUGAAAAGAUGGAGGAUAUUCUGGGCGACGGGGAAACGGGGAGGGCGGUGGCGAGGAACGUCGAGAGGAUGAGGAGCAUCGCGCGGGUGGCGAGCCGGCGGAAAGAGCUCGCGGCGGACCUUUGCCAGGAGGUGCUGUUUGAUCACAAGUUUGGCGCGGCGGUGGGGAGUCUGACGACGACGGCGACGACCGCGGACGUGCUGGGGGACACACUUUUGGACGAAGGGGAGGAGGAGGAGGAGGAGGAGGCAGACGAGCGAAGUGGUGAUGGUGAUGGCGGCGACGAGGAGCCGUGGGUUACAAGAAGGGCCAGUGUUAACGCGAGAACACUCGAGGCCGGGCAGCACGAUCCCUCGUCAUCAUCAUCGUUGUCUGCCUCGAGAUCACGAACACAACGCAACAAAACCCCGCGGCGACGACAUCUCCACCACAGUGCCCACAAGGAUAACAUGACCAAGCGCCGCCCGAUGCACCUCCAGACGGCAGACAUGCGCAUGUCGACAUGGCGCGCGCAGAACUGGGACCUCGUGUUUGUCGGGGUCGUGACGGCCACAGCGAUCGGCGGAGUCGGGUGGUUCGCAUGGAUGAGGCUGGGCGGACAUGAAAGUCAUCAGCCGAUAUGGUGGUGGUAAACAUGAGAGGAAAUCUGACUGCUGAUGCCUGGGGCGGGCCGCCGCGCACACACAUAGCAGAGGCAAGGAGUACUCUGGUUCAAGCGACAUGCUCUCUUUCUUGCGUGGCAAUGUUUGAUUCGUUGUGUUCUGCAAUGUGUUUGUUGUCCCUUGGCAUCCAACUUGGAAGUGGCCUGUCUCUCUUGGCAUGAGGAGCAAGCGUCUCACCAGCUUCCAGGUCCAUUGACCCAUCCCCCAGUCCUUCGCAAAAACACAACACGAUUACAACCACAGCAUACCACCACCAUCAAUGCAUCCCAAAACU